AUGAAGUGGCUAGAAUAUGAUGGUGCCUUUGUCUUUGGCAGUGGUAUCCCCUCUGGCGUCCUUCGAUUUGUCGGACAUAUAGUAUUGGGCAUCUACAUGUCUCUGGCAUCUGGUACUUAUAAAUAUGUCAAGGCGCACGCCGCCGUCGUUCAACAGCCGCCCUUCAACCCUGAUACGCUGUACCUGAGCUAUCUUGCUUCAAAAUGGAGCAAAAUUGGAUUCUGGUGGAACUUUGCCAUUUGGUUACCGACCAUUGCCUCGCCGAGCCUUUGCGUCACGAUUAUCGGGAUGUUUGAUACCACUAUCACGGUCUAUUUUGCUCUCGCCACGGUGCGUCAGGGAACGUAUAUUCCCCAUUCUGCUGGGCCCUGCAAAAACGCAGAUACCUGGCAAGUUCCCACUGCGAACGGCAAUGGAAGCUACUUCCAUAUUCUUGAAACUCUUAAUACCUAUCCUGAUAAACCUGAAAUGCACGUUCCAUCUGACAAGAUCUGUAAAGAUUUUGUAUCUCAAUGGAGGUUUGGGAUUGGAUCUCUCCUGGCUAUCUCGAUCAGGGUCGUUCGAUCAGAUAUGCGCCCUGAAAGAAGAAGAAAGGAGCCGUACAUCUUGACAGCGCUUAGAGUUUUAUCUCUCAUCCCAUAUUUUAUCUGUGAAAUUGUCGCUACGGUUCCCCGAUAUUCAAUACAUUUCUUGCCUAGGCCUGUGCAAUCGCAAUUACGCUUCCGUCUUCGUUGCAUUAACAAAAUGAGCCAAUUGGUCUACAUGCCUGUUCGGGAAGUGCACCAUCAAUUUCCUCUAUCCUUUACAAAAUCCAAACGCCACCAGCCUCCUCCAGAACCUAAAGAGGUCCAGGGCAAAUCCAAAAACCAAAGCAACCCACUGGCAAGGUUCCUGCAUAUCGAUAUUCUGACUCUUGUCGCCCAAGACUUGCACUAUCAGGACUUAGUAAACUUGAGCUUGACAUCAAAGGAAAUGCGACAGACGGUUUUCCCAGAUGGCCAUCUCGGCAGUGAGCUGGGCAUCCUGGGGGAUCCUCUCAUAACCCAGUCAUGCGGCGAGUCAAGGCCCUUUACCAGACCUCAACUCGACACCCUCCACGAAGAAACCUGCCAGCCCUACUGUUCCCCUUGCUACUAUAACAAGAUCAGCAUGCGUCUAAAUGACACCGACAGGUGCUGCAAUCGCAAUUUUCCACUUACAGGUAACGUUCAUGGCUCAAGAGGAAGCUUUGACACAAGCCCGUUCGGAAAUGGCUGCCUGUUGUGCAGCACAUGCAAAACCCUCCCCGACAGCCAGUGUCUGGCGCAGCUGCACGAGCGUGAGAAAACCAGAAUGAGACGCAAACGGAGGCACAGAAAGCAUCGCGAUGAUUUUGCAUGUAGACAUUGUUCGAAGGCGUUGCCCUCUUGGGGUCCGAGGUGGUGGGUUUGUGAAGCCUGUGGUCGGCUCACCAGCCGUGUGCUGUUGCGGUAUGACUGGGUAUGCGUGAUUGGGAGUUUUGGAAAAUGA
Molecule: messenger RNA, 1509 nt
Organism: Histoplasma mississippiense
Lineage: Eukaryota; Fungi; Ascomycota; Eurotiomycetes; Onygenales; Ajellomycetaceae
Exons: 5
Coding region: 1-1509 (502 amino acids)
Source: RefSeq, a predicted model, not a curated record